GCGCGCUGGUGUCGCCGCCGCGUCCCUUUCACCUGCUCUGUUCUGCCGGAGGCGCGGGGAGCCGAAGGGCUGUGCGGGCAGGAGGGAGGCGCUGCUGGGUGCGAGCGGGGCGCGAUGGUGUGCGGCGGCUUCUCCUGCUCCAGGAACUGCCUGUGCGCCCUUAAUCUCUUGUAUACGCUAGUCAGCUUGCUGCUGAUUGGGAUUGCAGCAUGGGGCAUAGGUUUUGGCCUCAUAUCCAGUUUCCGGGUCGUUGGAGUAGCAAUUGCGGUGGGGAUAUUUCUGUUCCUGAUUGCUCUGGUGGGAUUGAUUGGAGCCGUCAAGCACCAUCAGGUGUUGCUGUUCUUCUACAUGAUUAUUCUCUUGGUAGUGUUUAUUAUACAGUUCUCCGUCUCCUGUGCUUGUUUAACAUUGAACAAAGACCAACAGAGCCAGCUUCUAGAAGUUGGGUGGAACAACACGAACAGUGCAAAACAGGAUAUUGAGAGGAAUCUAAAUUGUUGUGGGUUCCGAAAUGACAAUAAAGACGGAACUUGUUCAGCUACUUGUAUUCAAACAUCACACUGCUCACCCUGUGCACCCAUAUUAGAAGAAUAUUCUGGCAUGGUCCUGAGAUUUGUAGGAGGUAUUGGGCUCUUCUUUAGCUUCACUGAGAUCUUGGGAGUCUGGCUGACCUACAGAUAUAGGAAUCAAAAGGAUCCUCGUGCAAAUCCUAGUGCAUUUCUUUGACCUGGGAACCUUCUUGAGGGACUAAAUAUCUCUUUUCCUGUGUUUUUAAAAAUGAAUUAUGUACUGAUUGGCUGCUGUUCACAUUAAGUGAGGCUUUGUGCACUUGAGAUAAUGACGGUUCACCUAGAGAUGCCUCCUACUUUGGUUUUGUUUUUUGAUGUUUUCUUCCCCUUGGAUUGGCUGGUUUGAAAUGCCAGUCAUGUAACUAAACAGAAUUUGGUACUCUAAGAAAGUGAAAGAUAGUUGAAUAGAAUUAUUGCAGUCUUAUUGUAAUACUUCUGCUGUUUUAAUUGUUGGUUGCUGUUGCUCUUGGUGAUUAAAGAAAAAAAUCCAUUUUAUGUAUUUCAUCCACCAGAAAAAUUCCUAUUCACAUUGUUGCUCUGAACACCUGGUGCUUUGUGAUUCAGUUGAAAUCUAUGGUGAGAAUUAUGUUGCUUUUGCUUUCUGUUUCAGGGGAAACCACCAUGGAAAUCAUUUCACAUAUAAAAAAUAUAUCUUCCAGCUAUAUUUAUGCAGACACAAGUAUGUGGGGAAUAUACCUAAACAGAUUUUUCUAAUCCAGCUAUUUCAGAAUUGCCACGUAAUCCUAGAAGUUUCAUUUCAGAACUCUUUUGGUAAUUCCAUGCAUAAACAUCUCCUGUGUUCACAUGCAUACUUGUUCACUGCAGUUUUAGACUUUGUACUGUAUACCCAUGUACUCAAUGGACUGUGCAGAAUUCACAGUAGAUUUGCCAUUGACUUAGUCUGAAUUGUAUUUUUAAAUGAACAAUAGUAUCAGUGGGGAUAAACAGGAAUGUGAAUUUUCAUUGUAUAUCUGAUGUUUUGGUUUGAAUGAACUAUGUAAUUAGACUGUUGUAAAGGAGGAUGAUCUUGAGCUUACUUGUCACUGUAAGAAACUGGUCGUGGUGCCCAAAGGGGUCUUGUAUCUAUUUUUGCAGUUUGAUUUAAUUUAUCAGUGUAGUAAAGUUAACUGUGAUACUG
This is a messenger RNA of Gekko japonicus, 1707 nucleotides long. RefSeq names its product tetraspanin 13 (gene TSPAN13). The transcript is spliced from 6 exons. NCBI's taxonomy places the organism in Eukaryota, Metazoa, Chordata, Lepidosauria, Squamata, Gekkonidae. Gene Ontology annotation, cellular component: membrane. The coding region runs from base 115 to 726 and encodes 203 amino acids. The record is from RefSeq and is a predicted model, not a curated record.